CGCAGAGCUUGUUCAAAGGGCCUUAUUUAGGUUGCGCAGGCGCCUGCUGUUCAUUUCUUCUCAGCCACGCUGAAGUCUUGUGUGUAGUUUGUUUCGACGCCAGGACCGACUAGGUGACGAUGAUGUUGGGCACCGAAGGCGGAGAGGGAUUCGUGGUGAAGGUCCGGGGCUUGCCUUGGUCUUGCUCGGCAGACGAAGUGCAGCGCUUUUUUUCUGACUGCAAAAUUCAAAAUGGGGCUCAAGGUAUUCGUUUCAUCUACACCAGAGAAGGCAGACCGAGUGGCGAGGCUUUUGUUGAACUUGAAUCAGAAGAUGAAGUCAAAUUGGCCCUGAAAAAAGACAGAGAGACUAUGGGACACAGAUAUGUUGAAGUAUUCAAGUCAAACAACGUUGAAAUGGAUUGGGUGUUGAAGCAUACUGGUCCAAAUAGUCCUGACACGGCCAAUGAUGGCUUUGUACGGCUUAGAGGACUCCCCUUUGGAUGUAGCAAGGAAGAAAUUGUUCAGUUCUUUUCAGGGUUGGAAAUCGUGCCAAAUGGGAUAACAUUGCCGGUGGACUUCCAGGGGAGGAGUACGGGGGAGGCCUUCGUGCAGUUUGCUUCACAGGAAAUAGCUGAAAAGGCUCUAAAGAAACACAAGGAAAGAAUAGGGCACAGGUAUAUCGAAAUCUUUAAGAGCAGUCGUGCUGAAGUUAGAACUCACUAUGAUCCACCACGGAAGCUUAUGGCCAUGCAGCGGCCAGGUCCCUAUGACAGACCUGGGGCUGGCAGAGGAUAUAACAGCAUUGGCAGAGGAGCUGGCUUUGAAAGGAUGAGACGUGGUGCUUAUGGUGGAGGUUAUGGAGGCUAUGAUGAUUAUAAUGGCUAUAAUGAUGGCUAUGGAUUUGGGUCAGAUAGAUUUGGAAGAGACCUCAAUUACUGUUUUUCAGGAAUGUCUGACCAUAGAUACGGAGAUGGUGGGUCUACUUUCCAGAGCACAACAGGACACUGUGUACACAUGCGAGGAUUACCUUACAGAGCUACUGAGAAUGACAUUUAUAAUUUUUUUUCACCACUCAACCCUGUGAGAGUACAUAUUGAAAUUGGUCCUGACGGCAGAGUAACCGGUGAGGCAGAUGUUGAGUUUGCAACUCACGAAGAUGCUGUGGCAGCUAUGUCAAAAGACAAAGCUAAUAUGCAACACAGAUAUGUAGAACUCUUCUUGAAUUCUACAGCAGGAGCAAGCGGUGGUGCUUACGAACACAGAUAUGUAGAACUCUUCUUGAAUUCUACAGCAGGAGCAAGCGGUGGUGCUUAUGGUAGCCAAAUGAUGGGAGGCAUGGGCUUGUCAAACCAGUCCAGUUAUGGUGGCCCAGCCAGCCAGCAGCUGAGUGGUGGUUAUGGAGGCGGCUAUGGUGGCCAGAGCAGCAUGAGUGGAUAUGGCAGCCAAGGAGCAGUGAACAGCAGCUACUACAGUAGCGGAAGCCGAGCAUCUAUGGGAGUGAACGGAAUGGGAGGGAUGUCUAGCAUGUCCAGUAUGAGUGGUGGAUGGGGAAUGUAAUUGAUCCUGAUCACUGACUCUUGGUCAACAUUUUUUAAAGAAAAAAGUUUAACAGUUUUGCAGUACAAACUUGUGACUUGCGCUUAUUCUAAGUGGAAAUCUGGAUUGUUUCGAAGACUUAAAAGUUCAGUAUUUUUGAACACAACGGUCACCCAGAAUGUAACAACAAAUUUGAGUGUGAACAAUACUGUUAAACAAUUUUCAGCUUUUCUCAAGUUAGUUAUACUGUAGGAUGUACUUAAGCAGUAAGUGUAUUUAGGUUAAAACAGUUGAAUUAUGUUAAAUGUUGCUCUUACACAAUAUUAUAUUGAACACUGUUUGGAUGCAUGUUGAAAGACAUGCUUUUUUUGUAAAACUCACGAUAGGAGCUGUGUCUACAAUUAAAAGUGAAACAUUUGGCAUGUUUGUUAAUUCUAGUUUCAUUUAAUAACCUCUAAGGCACGUAAGUUUAAGCUUUUCUUUUUCUUUUUUUUUUUUAAGUUAAUGGGGAAAAUCUGAGACAAAAUACCAAUCCAUAGGGAUUUUGGUCUUGGUGUUUGUAUGAAAUUUUGAGGCCUUGAUUUAAAUCUUUUCAUUGUAUUGUGAUUUCAUUUUUAGGUGUAUUGCGCUAAGUGAAACUUGUCAAAUAAAUCUUCCUUUUAAAAACU
Molecule: messenger RNA, 2185 nt
Organism: Condylura cristata (star-nosed mole)
Lineage: Eukaryota; Metazoa; Chordata; Mammalia; Eulipotyphla; Talpidae
Gene: HNRNPH1
Product: heterogeneous nuclear ribonucleoprotein H1 (H)
Exons: 13
Coding region: 120-1538 (472 amino acids)
Biological process (GO): regulation of RNA splicing
Cellular component (GO): nucleoplasm; ribonucleoprotein complex
Molecular function (GO): RNA binding
Source: RefSeq, a predicted model, not a curated record